AGUAGUUGCAAUUUAUAUUUUUCAUCUCCUCAAUUGUGAGAUAAGAAGUGGGGUGUCAGUAAACAAGCCGCGGUGACGAAGUGGGAGGAGAGAGAAAAAAAAUCGAGUCCGAGGAACGUGCACAGAGAACUGCAGGUCUUUUCUCCUCGUAUCAGCCCAUCGAUACGGUGGCGCAGCAGAAGACACCCUUGCUGCGCUUAUAACCUCACUAGCAGAAGCUCGAGUUCUCUGACUUGCCCAUUUUUCCGGAUAUCGCAAAUAAUAAAUUACUUGGUGCUGAUUGUUCUUAUCUAGGCGAGUCAAGAUGAAGGUCUGGAUGUCAGAGCAUGUUUUCAAUCAUCCGUGGGAGACUGUUGCAGCUGCUGCGUGGAGAAAGUACCCGAAUCCGAUAACUCCGUCAGUGCUGGGCACAGAUGUCAUAGACAGAAAGAUCGUCAAUGGUGUCCUAUUUACACAUCGCCUUGUCUCCAGUCAGUGGGGUUUCCCUCGAUGGACAAAACCACUGAUAGGCGACUCCAACAUUUGCUACGCCAGCGAGAGGAGCGAGGUCGAUCCCGCCAACCGGCAAAUGGUCAUGAAAACGAGAAACCUUACCUUCUGCAACUACAUCACAUUCGACGAGACAGUCACGUACACGCCACAUCCCAAGGACGAGGGGAAAACACUUUUGACACAGGAAGCGGUCGUCAAAGUCCAUGGCGUGCCGCUCACUCACUACAUGGAAGACAUCCUCGCGUCCAAAGUCUCCUUCAACGCCGGAAAGGGUCGUCAAGCCAUCGAGUGGGUGAUUGACAAAAUCGACGCCGAGGUGAAGGACCUGGCCAACACGGCGGCCAAGACGACCGACGAGCUGCUCGAGUCGACGCGCCGUCAAUUGGACGAUCUAACGACCAUGACCAAGCGCAGCAUGGACGAGAUACAGAAAACGGCCAAAAAGUCAUUCGAGGAGGUGCACAACCUCGCGACGCCGCCGUCCUCCUCCUCGAUGCCGAAAUUAUAACUAAGGUUCCGCACUAGUUUUAACCUUUUCAAUUAGACCCUCGCCCGGGAGAGCGGAGGACUGCCCCGAAAAUCCCGCUUUCCACGGCUGGACGCAAUUUUCUUUCGAGAGGCUUCUGCUGCUGCGGAGGCGAACGUCGCGAGGAAUCCGCUUUUACGGUCGCUGCAGUCGACCGGAUCACGGAGGCGCGUCCCAUCUUUUGUGAGAAUCGAAACUCAGCAAGGCUCGUUCCUCCAUUUCGGUUUUCCGUUCUUGAAAAAUCUCUCGGCUCGUUAUGUUCACUGAUGCGCGUGGCCUUUUCUUGUCUUUAAAAUAGUUUUUCGAUCGAGUAACAUGAGCUUUUUGUGCGUUAUCACCUGUCAAGUGUCGUCUUGGUAUUAUUUCGGAUUUUCAAAAAUGUAGUAGUCGUUGCUGUGGACAUUUUUCAAGAACUCCUAGGGAAAUUUAGUUAUUGUUGAUUUUUAAUAUUUAUAUCAUGCAAAUUGCCUGCUGAGAUAAAUUUUAGUAAAUAUCAUCGUCAACGUUGAUUUGUACAAAUAAAAAAAAAAAAAUUAUAAUUAGGAUAUUAGUAAAAUCAAUUUUUAACGAAACACCAUCGGCUUUUGGUAGAUUUAAAUUCGAGUUGAUCUCAAAAUUGGCCAAUCUUGUUGAAAAAAAUUAAUCGGCAAUAUACUAAAAAUGAAAAAUUAUCUUUGUUGAUGAAAUUACUCGAACCUUUUUUUUUUUAAAAAAAAUAGGUGCGGUUUUUAAGGAUGUUGGAUUGGACCGAUGAUUUGGUAGGUGCCUUUUUUGUGCCGCUAAUUUGAAAAAAUGUUCAACAAAUUUUUACCCGACGCUAGAUUUUCUACACGAGAUUAAAACCGUUUUGCAAGAACUUUAACGUAUGAAAAAUAAGACUUUCUCGUUAAUCGAAGAGAUCGUGGUUUAAUUUUUUACGUCUAAGUUAUUUGUUUUUUGUAUAAAUAUUUCGAAAUGACUAACGUGUACUAUUUCACGUAAACAAACAAAUAUUUUCUGCUCGUUUUUGUUAUUCGUUGAUUGAAUAAUAAUGAAAAAAAAAAAAAAAAAAAGGAAAAUGUAUAAACAAUUUGUAAAAUGAUUUUGUCCAUGUAAAAUGGAACAACGAUACAUAAAAUGUUUCACGACUGAAACUGUUGAUUGAUGUAGCAAUAUUUGCUGAAAAAUAAAUCCGAACGUCAUAGAGUUGUAUGAAAACCGUUGUUGUAGCUCUAAGUUGAUAGUAGAAUAAACAUGAAUGAUAACACAA
This is a messenger RNA of Copidosoma floridanum, 2267 nucleotides long. It is a transcript of the gene slmo, whose product is annotated as PRELI domain containing slowmo. The record is from RefSeq and is a predicted model, not a curated record. NCBI's taxonomy places the organism in Eukaryota, Metazoa, Arthropoda, Insecta, Hymenoptera, Encyrtidae. Gene Ontology annotation, cellular component: mitochondrial intermembrane space.